AUGUCCGGCGCGGAGGAGGCCGGCGGGGGCGGGCCGGCCGCGGGGCCCGCCGGCGCCGUGCCGCCUGGGGCCGGGGUCGGGGUCGGGGCCGGGCCUGGGGCGGCCGCGGGGCCGGCGGCAGCAGCCGCGCUGGGCGAGGCGGCGGGGCCCGGGCUCCCGGACGAGGCGGGCCUGGCCGGCGCCCGGCAGCUGCAGGAAGCGGCCGGCGACCCAGACGCGCCGCCCAAGAAGCGGCUGCGGGCGGCCGAGGCAGCCGAGGCGGCGGCGGCGGCGGCGGCGGCGGGCAGCGGGAAGCUGGAGGAGCGGCUCUACUCGGUGCUGUGCUGCACCGUCUGCCUGGACCUGCCCAAGGCCUCCGUGUACCAGUGUACUAACGGUCACUUGAUGUGCGCUGGCUGUUUUAUCCACCUACUAGCAGAUGCCCGGCUGAAGGAGGAGCAGGCCACGUGCCCUAACUGUCGUUGUGAGAUCAGUAAGAGCCUUUGCUGCCGCAACCUGGCCGUGGAGAAGGCCGUGAGCGAGCUGCCCUCCGAGUGUGGCUUCUGCCUGCGCCAGUUUCCCCGCUCCCUCCUGGAGAGGCACCAGAAAGAGGAGUGCCAGGACAGGGUGACCCAGUGCAAAUACAAGCGCAUCGGCUGCCCGUGGCACGGUCCCUUCCACGAGCUGACGGUGCACGAGGCCGCCUGUGCCCACCCCACCAAGACGGGCAACGAGCUGAUGGAGAUCCUCGACGAGAUGGACCAGAGCCACCGCAAGGAGAUGCAGCUGUACAACAGCAUCUUCAGCCUGCUCAGCUUUGAGAAGAUCGGUUACACAGAGGUCCAGUUCCGGCCGUACCGCACAGAUGACUUCAUCACGCGUCUGUACUACGAGACGCCGAGGUUCACGGUGCUGAACCAGACGUGGGUCCUGAAGGCGCGUGUGAACGACUCGGAGCGGAACCCCAACCUGUCGUGCAAGCGCACGCUGUCCUUCCAGCUCCUCCUCAAGAGCAAGGUCACGGCGCCCCUGGAGUGCUCCUUCCUGCUGCUCAAGGGCCCAUACGAUGACGUGAAGAUCAGCCCCGUCAUCUACCACUUCGUCUUCACCAACGAGAGCAACGAGACGGACUACGUGCCGCUGCCCAUCGUCGACUCCGUGGAGUGCAACAAGCUGCUGGCCGCCAAGAACAUCAACCUGCGGCUCUUCCUGUUCCAGAUCCAGAAGUAGGUGGCUCCGCCCGGCUGCCCGCGCCUGCCCACAGCGGCUUCGCCGCGCCCGCUGACCGCUUCAGCGGAGGGAGGAGGAGGAGCCAACGCGAACAUUGGGAAAGUCUGCAUGCGUGCGCGAAGGUGUGAGUGCGCGCGCUCGCCCUCUGCCCUGCCUCCCCUGUCCCGAGCACCGGAGGCCGGGCUACCUGCGGAGGAGACGGUGGUUCCGGACACGAUGGGGCUAAGCCCAGCGGCCACGCCCUGGCCCCCAGCGGCACAGUGAGGCGUACUGUCCGCGCUGGGCCGGGCUCAGGGAGCACGCUGACUUCAGACGGCAUAUUUGAUUGCAAUUAAAAAGGCACCCUUGUUUCCUACUUUCUGUUUUGUUUGAGGGAAAGGCGUAGCUGCGACUGGACACUGGGGGAGCUUUGGUUGGGCCUGGGCCAGGGCCAGAGGUCCUUGUCCCUCCGCCCCCGUGCACACCCCCAACGGAGACUUGGAGGCAUUGCUCCCUCUGCCACAGGCCUGCACAGGGGAGCAGCCUGAGCCGGCGCCUUGCAGCGGCCCCAGUGCACGCCCCCCGCCCCAACCAGCUGCUCCAGAGGGGCAGGACUAGGCCCCCUGGGCUCAGCAGAUGCUUCAGAAUCAAGGGUGAAGCUCUGUCUCUUCCCAGGAAAACGAUUGAAAUCUUCACAGGCUCUUCUGUAAGUUAUGAAAUUUAGCAAGAGAGAAUCUAUUUUCUGUAUUGAGCCUUGAGGGCGCAGCACCCCAGCCUGAGGGAAGCUGUGGGGGUUGCUGGUGACAAGCCGGCCUGGCUGGGUGAAAGUUGGAGUGGGCCGGCCAUCCCCAGCCUGCUGUCAGGGACUGGCUGCCGGCCCUGUGUUCUGGGGGCCCCCGUGGAGGUCAGUCCUUGGGCAGCACGCUUUCUCACUGGAGGGGGCUCUUCACAGCCUCCACUUGGCUGCUCCCAUGGCCCUGGCCUGGGGAGAGCAGGCCUCAGUGUGUGGGCCUCACACCGGGGGAAGGAGCCCUGCCUGGAGGACCCUGAGACCCUCAGAGCUGCUAGAAAGGGGAAGUUUGGCCCCCCUCCUUUGCUUGGGAGACACAGCUCUUCUGCGAUAGGGUUCUGUUGCUUCAAUACCAAAGAACCGUUUCCUUUGCCCCUGGCCUGGCCUGCCCCGUGCUUCAAUCCUUACCCCCGACACGUCCCCACCACCCCAUUUCCCGGGCCGAGUCGGCUCAGCAUGCAGGGGAGCCCAGGCAGCAAGAGUGCAGAGCCGCAGGCCUGCAUGGCUCUUCUGUCCCUCCCCCUCCCAGCUCUGAAGCUGAGAAAUGGAGGCAGGGAAUCCUGGGGUAUUGACAGCUUCAUCCCAGUGCCCAGCCCAGGCAGGCCUCUGAGCCAGUUCUCCCCCCGGGGCAGCUGGCCCAGUUAUACUGAGAAGACUGCUUAGCCUCCCGUUUCCAGCCUAGGGCACGGGGCUCGCGAGGGAACCCCUCCUGCAAGGCCAUCUGUGCCUGGCUGCUGAGGGCACCCAGAGGUGCUAUGCUUGCUUUCCUACCCGCCACAAAGAAAGAUGCCUCGCCAGCCCCCAGCACAUCCUUGGGGGCACCCCCUGGCAUGAGUCCCACUGCCCUUGGGGGCUGCCCCCUUCCUGGCAGGCACGGAGGAGGACGUUCAGAGUGCUGUGUGCCAGGUCUCGUGUGUAGAGGAGACGGUGCUGUGUCAUUGCAUCUCAGCCUCUCUCAGGGGUAGACACCAUCUCUAGAGCUGCUGGAUUUCAGGGUGACCAUAUGGUUGAGGAGCCAGGACAGGCCGGGCUUGCCUGUCUGGGUGCAUGCACGAGAGAUCGGAGCCCGCAGAGGGGUGGUGCCCAAAGGCUCUCCCAAGUGGGGCAGGGUUGGGGGCAGCAGAUCUCUAUGCAGGUCAGGUACGUGGCCGGGCCCCCUCAGCCCUGUUUCUGCAUCCCCGGGUUUAGCAGCCCUUUGGGAUGGGGGUGGCAGGUGGGCUGGGAUCUGCACACCAGGGGCUUCUGGGUGCUGCGGGCGCAUAGCCCACUAUUUCCGGCAGCCCAGGGCGUGCGGGGGACAGAGUGGCACCCACACAAGGUUCUCCUUGUAGGAGUAUGUGUAUGGGGGUGCCCGGGAGGAGUGGUAUUACAUCCCAGCAACUGUCCCCAGCACGGCCCCCACCCGGUGACGGUCAGCUCAGCAGCUGAGGCUUUCAGCUGCUGGAGACAGGUACCCUGGGAGAUUGUGGUGCAUCUCAGCCACUCCUGGGAGCUGGCUCCAUAAACCUCCCUGUGGCAUCUCACUGGUGGGGUUGAUUUACAUGUUGUUAGAAAGGAGAAAACACCCGCGGUCUUUCUCCAGGACCCCUUGCCAUCUUGGUGUCCUGACCUAGAGAGAGGAGGAGGAACUGUGGCAGAUGUGGGGGGAGUCCUGGGGGCCCCUCCAGUCCUUGCCAUCACUCCUCCCCUAUGGGCACUACAUCCCUCGGCUCACCCAAGUGAGACAUUUACAAAGAUAAUAAAAGUAAUUUUUUAAAGAGUAAA
Neogale vison (American mink) is the source of this 3742-nucleotide messenger RNA. Its product is annotated as cysteine and histidine-rich protein 1. The coding region runs from base 1 to 1209 and encodes 402 amino acids. The transcript has 4 exons. Gene Ontology annotation, molecular function: zinc ion binding. The record is from RefSeq and is a predicted model, not a curated record. Lineage: Eukaryota; Metazoa; Chordata; Mammalia; Carnivora; Mustelidae. Gene Ontology annotation, cellular component: nucleus.